AUGAAGUUGUGUUUAAAGCUAUUGGUUAUAUGCCUAUCGUUUAUGGCCUUUAGCGAGGCCAUACCAGAAAAAUAUCUCGAUUUUGAGAUGGAAAUUUUAAGUAAUCUGCUACUUCAGAGAUCGAAGGAAAAUGUCGUCGUGUCACCAAUUGCCAUUAAAUAUGCUUUGGAAAUACUGUAUUGUGGUGCCUAUGGCUAUACUGCUGAAGAAAUUCGGAAGGCUCUCCACAUCACCAAAAAUAAGGAUGAUCUGAUCAAACAGGCCAAAAUGACAUCCGACUCACUUAAUCAAACAAUUCUGGAUUUCACCAAUAAACUUUUCUACAACCAUGACAUUAAGUUAUCGGAUAAAUACCGCUUGCAUGCUGAGACUCCAUUCCAUUCCGAAUUUGAAGCUGUUGAUUUCCAUGAAGUAGAAAAAACCAUUGAAAAUAUCAAUGAAUGGAUAUCGAAGAGAACUAAGCGGAACAUCCGACAAAUUUGUAGUGCCAUAGAUGAAGAUACUAUUGCAGAGAUGGUUAGUGCAGCAUACCUCAGAGGAGGUUGGGCUCGUCCAUUCUGCAAAGAAUUCACAGUCAAACGUGACUUCUGCCUCAACAAGGAAAAGUGCAUUAAGGUGCCCACCAUCCACGCAAAGGACAUCUUCAACUAUGCCGAUAGUUCCAUUUUAGAUGCUACCCUAUUGGAAGCGCCUUUUGAAAAGAGUGAUCUCUCAAUGAUAAUCAUUCUGCCAAAUAAGAAGAAUGGUCUCUACGAAUUGGAGGAGAAACUUAAGACUUUCGAUUUCGAUGAAAUUCGUGAUCACUGGACAAUGGAACAAAUGGAUGUUUAUGUUCCAAAGUUCAAAAUUAGUUCUAGUAUUCCACUUAAAGCGGCUUUGCAAAAGCUCGGUAUCUAUGAAAUGUUUACCUAUUCCGCUGACUUUAGUGAUAUGUUGGAACAUGGCCAUGGUUAUAUGCCAAUUUCAGAUAUACAACAUGCAGCAUUGAUUGAAAUUCAUGAAAGUGAUGCCUCCGAUUUGGUUCUGGAUGAAACCAAAACAUACAUACCCUUUUAUGCCGAUCAUCCAUUUGCUUUUGUCAUCCGCAACAAAUACAACAUUUUGUUUGCUGGUCAUGUUGUGUCACUGUAAGAG
Messenger RNA from Musca vetustissima, 1134 nucleotides. RefSeq names its product serine protease inhibitor 42Dd. Lineage: Eukaryota; Metazoa; Arthropoda; Insecta; Diptera; Muscidae. Gene Ontology annotation, molecular function: serine-type endopeptidase inhibitor activity. The record is from RefSeq and is a predicted model, not a curated record. The coding region runs from base 1 to 1131 and encodes 376 amino acids. The transcript is spliced from 4 exons.